Molecule: messenger RNA, 717 nt
Organism: Vanrija pseudolonga
Lineage: Eukaryota; Fungi; Basidiomycota; Tremellomycetes; Trichosporonales; Trichosporonaceae
Gene: CGR1
Product: rRNA-processing protein CGR1
Exons: 3
Coding region: 164-550 (128 amino acids)
Source: RefSeq, a predicted model, not a curated record
GUCCGGAAGCUAGGCACGAUACAUUGGACUAGCGUGGCCGACACGUGGGCGGAGAAGUGUGGCAACUCCGACAAGUUUGAGAAUUUCAAGGCUUCCCUCCACCACCUGCGUCAACACGACGACUUGUGCGUCGCUCUCCACGACAGCAGCAACCACCACCGCCAUGUCCGACCCAACACCAGAAUCAUCAACCACCCCUCGCCCCCUCGUCGUGCUCGAGGUUCGCGCGUCCAAGAACGGCCGCACGCACGGCAAGGCGUGGAAGUCGGAGAAGACGGCCACGCGCCGAAACUAUAUCUCGUCGGAACUCAAGACGCCGUUCGAGAAGCGCAUGGAGAGGGAGAAGGAGAAGCAGGCUAUGAAGGCGGUCGAGAGGAAGAUGAAGGAGGAGGAGCAGGCGGCCAAGGACCGCAAGGUCACCAUCAUCCGCGAACGCCGCGAGCGUGCAGCCGAGAAGGCGCGCCUCGAGGCCGUCGCGGCCAAGAUGUCGGCCAAGAAGGCCCAGCGCAUGAAGAAGCGCCAAGGGCGGUCCAAGAAGAUCAACGGGUGAUCUUCUUCUCGUCUCGCUUCGUUUCGCUUCUUGUGGGCUGUAUCGGUUACGCUUGGCAUGUCAUGCACUCUUAGAUUGUUGGGCUGCUUGGCUGGCUCGUGCCCUCCGUUGUCCUCGGGGCGAUCGAUCAGAGAGACGACGAGAUCUGUUUUUGAUCGACUGAUUCC